Messenger RNA from Cuscuta europaea, 1871 nucleotides. NCBI's taxonomy places the organism in Eukaryota, Viridiplantae, Streptophyta, Magnoliopsida, Solanales, Convolvulaceae. The record is from the annotation of a GenBank genome assembly.
AAUUUAUACCAUCGAUAUUUUACUCGGUGGAGGCAGAAAGCAGAGUAAAAGAAAGCAAAACUGCAGCCGUUUAUUGUAAAUUUCUCCAAUUUUCCUGAGAUUGUGUAAAAAUUGCGUGUACAUGGAUGAUCUAUUCAAAUGGAAGAACAGCUAAAAAUUAUUUUUAUUUUACUGAUUUAUCAGUAUUUAUUAUUAGUUUAAGACUAGAGAACUGGAUGCAGACUUGCAGUUCAUUUUCUCAAUUCCUUUUAUCUAUUUACAAAAUUUCGUUUACCAUGGGAUGUAGAAAUCAGAUCAAGAACAUAUAACCCAAAAUUGUUAAUUCUGAAAAACAACUGUUGGCUUUUCAUGGCUAAGACAAAAAUGCUUUCAGACUUCUAUGGGCUUUUCUGCUGGAUUUCAUGGUUUCAUGCUUCAUAUUCUUUCAUUUCGAAUAUUCCCUUUUGAGUUUGAUGGCAAGCAGAAAUUGUUCAGUUCCAAAUUUCCAGCUUUAAGUUGCAUAUUCAACUUGGAAGUAGAGAGACGAAGAUCGAACACCCUUUUGAAAUGAAGAACAUUGGUGGUAAUAGCAUUUGGCCGCUCUUAGUUGAAGAGUUCACCUUUGAGGCCAAUUCAGCUCCCUUCACAAACUGUCAUGCUUCCACUAUUGUUGAGGUCAGUAAAGAUCAAUUCUUGCUGGCUUAUUUUGGAGGCACAGCUGAGGGGGACACCGAUGUCAAGAUUUGGAUGCAAACUUACAAGGAUGGGAAAUGGCAUGCCCCUGUUGUAGCCGAUGAAGAACUGGGUGUCCCAAUGUGGAAUCCUGUACUUUUCAUGCUUCCUUCCAGUGAAUUACUUUUGUUUUAUAAAAUUGGGCCAACCGUUCAAAGCUGGAGCGGUUGCAUGAAGAGAUCUUACGAUGGUGGUAUGACAUGGAAGGAAAGAGAACAACUUCCUCCUGGUAUAUUAGGACCAAUUAAGAACAAGCCUUUGUUGCUAGAAAACGGAACAUUGCUAUGUGGAUCUUCAGUUGAGAGCUGGAAUUCUUGGGGAGCGUGGAUGGAGAUGACUAUUGAUGCUGGCAGAACAUGGAGAAAGUAUGGACCUAUAUACAUUCAGGAAAAAACUCUCUGUGUGAUCCAACCUGUUCCAUACCAGACUGCAAAUGGUACUUUGCGAGUUUUACUGCGAUCAUUUAGCGGUCUUGACAAAAUUUUCAUGUCAGAGUCCCAUGAUGGAGGUUAUAACUGGAGCUAUGCAAAGCCUAUCGAUUUGCCGAACCCUAAUUCAGGAAUCGACGGCGUUAGACUAAAUGAUGGUCGGCUCGUUUUAGCUUACAACACAAUCUCCAGAAGCAUCCUCAAAGUUGGGCUCUCUGAAGAUGAGGGAGACUCAUGGCAUGAGGUUGCAACACUAGAGGCUACCACGGGGAUGGAGUUCUCUUAUCCAGCUGUCAUCCAGGCCAGUGGUGGAGGAUCAGUCCAUAUCACCUACACAUACAACCGAACUCAGAUUAAGCAUGUAGUGUUGAAGAUCCCUUGAUGAAGUAUAAUGAGAAAAGAACCGCCGGAGAUAAUCGCCUGUUUGGAUGGAUGGAUCAACAUUUCAGUUUUUUUUUUCUUUAUCAUGAGUUUUGUCUGGUCACAUUGUUCAGUGUCUCCUAUUGUCACCAGUCACAAUAUAGCUUAGCCUUUUAUUUUAGCAGCUAGAGCCUAGAGGGUAAUGUGAGUGAAAGUGUUCCCGGCCCCUAAUGUAACAGAACUGCAACCACAUCGUCAUGUAGUGAUGAUUACUGCUUUCUUUUAUGAAUUAGUUUUAGCUUGUUAACUACUCCCUCCGGUCCCAAAACAACUUCACACUUUAUUUUUGGGUAGGUCCAAAAUAAACUUCAC